AUGUACCUCCUGUCUCUCGUUCUAAGCGUUGUGGCUGUCGCACUUUCAGUCUCCGCUUCACCACUACAUGCCCGCGUCGAUUACGACAUCAAGGAAUCUAAUAAUGUUCCCCAACGAUGGUCGAAUAUUGGCGACCCUCACCCACUGCAUCUCUUGACUCUUAACAUCGGCCUCGAACCGAGCAAUUUCGGCUCGCUUGAAGCGCACCUCCAUCAAGUCUCCGACCCAUUACACCAUCGUUAUGGCCAACAUUUAUCCCAGCAAGAAGUCCAAGAUCUUUUGAAACCCGCGGACGAAACCCUGGAUCUCGUUCAAGAGUGGCUCACCAGCAAUAAUAUUGACACGUCUCGCUGUGAAAUCAGCUCCGCCAGGGACUGGAUAACUGUCACUCUUCCUGUUGCAAAAGUCGAACAGCUUCUCGACACUAAGUAUUCUGUCUAUCAACAUGAAGACGGCACCAGACUCGUCCGUACCACGAGUUGGUCUCUACCACAACCACUCCAUGAUCAUAUUACCACAAUCCAACCCACCACCGCCUUCCUCCGCGCCAGCCCGAAGGGAAACACAGUCAUCGAUGUCCCAUUGGAUAUCGCCUCGAUCAAAACCACUGCAGCCGCUGACGCUGCCAAUACGACCACCAUCAGAGGUGCCUGCAAUUUCGGGGGCAUGACCACGAAGUGCUUGCGCACGCUCUACAACACCAUCAACUACAAACCCCAAGCUCCGCACAAUAAUUCGAUUGCCUUCAACAAUUUCCUUGGCCAGGUGUCCAAUCGAUCUGACGCCCGAGUUUUCUUGCAGAACUUCCGGCCGGAUGCGGUCGACUCGGCCAAUGCUAUUACUCAAAUAUCUGUGAACGGCGGAGCUGUCGACAACGGCACUGCUGGUGCAGGCAUCGAAGGUAACCUCGACCUCGAAACAAUCCUCGGCCUUGUCUAUCCGACUCCAGUGACUUUAUACUCUACAGGCGGUAUGCCUCCUUAUCAACCGGACAGAUUCACGCCGACAAAUACGAACGAACCGUACCUCACAUGGCUCCUCUUUUUGCGGGACCAAAACAUUACUACCAUUCCAAAGGUCAUUUCUACGUCGUAUGGCGACCAUGAACAGACCGUGCCGAGGAGUUACGCCAAAACCGUAUGCAAUCAGUUUGCGGCUCUCGGCGCUCAGGGCAUCUCCUUGUUCUUCAGCUCGGGCGAUGCUGGCGUUGGCGACAACUCGAGCUGCAUCACAAAUGACGGCACCAAUCGGACCGCCUUUAUGCCAGUCUUUCCCGCUUCCUGCCCGUACGUCACCACCGUCGGUGGAACUAUGAACUACCCCGAGGUCGUGGCGUACGAUUCUCGCAAUGGAUUUGCCUCUGGCUCAGGGUUCAGCAACUAUUUCCCGCGACCGCAGUGGCAGAGCACCGCGGUGGAAGAAUACCUUGAUACCGUCGGGUCAAAGUUCAAAGGCUUGUUCAAUGCUUCUGGCCGCGCGUACCCGGACCUCGCAGCACAGGGAUACAGGUAUCUCGUCUGGCUGAAUGGGACCAUUCACAGUGUUGACGGUACGAGCUGUUCGGCGCCGACCGUUGCAAGCAUUUUUUCUCUCGUCAACGACGCGCUCGUGGCCAAGGGCAAAUCGCCCAUGGGAUGGCUGAACCCCUGGCUCUACCAAAAAGGCUUCCAAGCGUUCACAGAUGUCGUCAACGGCAGCAGCAUCGGCUGCAAAGGAGCCGGGUUUGGUGCUGCCGAGGGAUGGGAUGCCGCAAGUGGUUUUGGCACACCGGACUUUGAGAAGAUUCUGGGUGUGCUCGGUAUUGGAGGAUCUUGA
Cladophialophora yegresii CBS 114405 is the source of this 1815-nucleotide messenger RNA. RefSeq lists its product as uncharacterized. NCBI's taxonomy places the organism in Eukaryota, Fungi, Ascomycota, Eurotiomycetes, Chaetothyriales, Herpotrichiellaceae. The transcript has 2 exons. The coding region runs from base 1 to 1815 and encodes 604 amino acids. The record is from RefSeq and is a predicted model, not a curated record. Gene Ontology annotation, biological process: proteolysis. Gene Ontology annotation, molecular function: serine-type endopeptidase activity; tripeptidyl-peptidase activity.